CAAACGGGUUUCAGUCGACUUUGGGGCCUCCGCGGCGCUACACGAUAUUUGAUAUUCGAUAUUUGAGAUUCGAGACUCCAGGUCCACAAUCGCGAUGACUAAUUCCCUGACCCUCGCAGUGCUUCUCCUGGCCAGCCUGCUCCUCUGUUUGGGCCAACUGCAGGCGGCCUCGAUUGUCUGCGGUUCGGAGGCGAAGUCUGCAGGGGAUUCGGACUCCGACUCGACCACUCCCAGUCCCAGCGAGGUCAACAAGUUCGUCCACAGCCUGCAGUGCACGCUGGAGAAGGCCAAGCCCUGGAUAGCCAACAUCGAGAAGGAGGCCAAGAUCCUGGAGGAGAAGGCCCGCGAUGUGACCAGGUCGCUCUUCCAGCGCAUCAACAUGCUGGUCAAUGUCCUGGCCCAGCCAGUCAACUCGGAAAAGGAUAAGGAGAAGGACAAGGAUAAGGAGAAGGAGCCAGAGGAGCAGGUCACCAGUAGCACCACGGAGGAGUCUUCCUCCACCUCGGAGGCCUCAAGUUCUGCUAAGAAUGAUCCAAAGGAGGAACUCACCACCUCGACCCCAGUUCACUUGGACUGGCUGGAGGAUGAUGCCAAUGAGGUGGACUACAUUCCACAGAAGAAUUAGUUAAGCCAUAUUUAAAAAAAAUAUUUUUAUUUUAUUUUAAUUAAUAAAGAAGCAAGCGUUUCCUAUUUAUGAUAAAUUU
Drosophila takahashii is the source of this 704-nucleotide messenger RNA. RefSeq lists its product as uncharacterized. NCBI's taxonomy places the organism in Eukaryota, Metazoa, Arthropoda, Insecta, Diptera, Drosophilidae. The record is from RefSeq and is a predicted model, not a curated record.